This is a messenger RNA of Lasiodiplodia theobromae, 1047 nucleotides long. Its product is annotated as Tropomyosin beta chain-like. NCBI's taxonomy places the organism in Eukaryota, Fungi, Ascomycota, Dothideomycetes, Botryosphaeriales, Botryosphaeriaceae. The record is from RefSeq and is a predicted model, not a curated record. The transcript has 2 exons. The coding region runs from base 1 to 1047 and encodes 348 amino acids.
AUGAACAGCAUAUCUCAGGAGCUUGCGAAACGGGCCGAGAAAGCACAAGAAGAGGGAAAAGAGCUGGACGAAGAACUUGAAGAAGCAAACAGCCAAGUGGAAACUCUCAAGAGAAUUGUGGAAGUUGAGGAGAUGAAUGCAUCGAAGAGGCAGAAGCUCUCCUCAGUAGAGGAGAGGAUCGCGGAGCUCCAGCGAUCACUCAAGAAGACUAAAGAUGAUGGCAGUAGCAAUAACCAAAGUAUGCCGGUGCCUGGGACCGGCAGGUUCGGCGAUCAGAUGCCAAUGACGCCUUCAAGUGGAGAGAAGGGAAAGCAAACGAAUGGGUUACAAACCCUGCAUGAAGGAGAUGACAUACCCCUUGUGCAAAGGUCCAAGACUGGCAGGGAUAUCUCUACAGGAAAACCCAAUCCGGCUCCAGCGAACCAGCAGACAAAGGAGGACCAGGUGACUGGAAACCAGACCAAGGCUCUCAAUCACACCCAUGGGGUGUGGUCAGAGAAAACGGCAAGGGACAUGCUCGGAAACAAUAUUGAUUUUCCCCUGAUCCAAACAGUCUUGAACUACUUUGAGUCUUUCAUGUCUGAAAAGAUGCUGGAUGAACUGGCUGAGACACUUCGGAAGACUCCUACUGCCCGAGGUUCCCUUCGGAAGCUACGUAAAGCUUGGGGCGGCGACAAGCAUGAUUACUUCCUGGAGUGCACGAAAUGGACCAAGACGCGAUGUGCCACCCGAACCCUCAGCUGGAACAAGUAUUACCAGAAUGGCUAUCUGGUUUACACUCACGGCGGUCCCACCUCUGCAAACCGGAACAUUCCGAUAGCGGAGUACAGAAAAGCUCACAAGUCCCCACUCUUCGGUCAUGCAGUCUCGCUACACAUGGCCAACAGCGAUACUGACCGUGCUAACCUCAGUAAACUUUACCGUUCUUAUCUUCAGACGGAAUUGGCUGGCUCAAGCCCUUGCUAUGCUCAUGUUGCUGGACUUCUUGGUUCAGAAGAUAAAUGCCUGAGAUGCGGUACUAGAGGAUCACUCAACGACCUCAACUGA